GAUUAAUGGGCGGUAUGUUAGUUGCUUGAACGGUUGCAUGUCAAAGCUAUGUUAGGGUUCUCAUAUAUAAGACUGAAAGAGAAUACAUAUUAUGAUCCAUAGCUUUGUGGUAAAGACAUAGGCACAAAUAAUGACUCAUGUAUUGGAUUCUGUGCUUUUGUGCGGACUUGUUUUCAUCGGCGGCCUCUAUGUUCUAUACUACUUUGUGACAUGGUCGUGGAGAUGCUGGCGAGGAUUCAGAGCGUACGUGCUUUCAGAAAUUUGGCAUGUUAAUUUAAAAACCUACGGACAAUGGGCAGUUGUCACAGGUGCCACCUCGGGGAUCGGUAGAGCUUACGCACAUGAACUGUCCAGGAGAGGACUGGAUAUCGUCCUGAUCAGUCGCUCCGAAGACAAGCUCCACCUUGUUGCCAAGGAAAUUGAGAGUCAGUAUGGAAGACAGACCAGAACCAUCCAGACAGACUUCACAGAGGGCUCAGCCAUCUACCCUGCCAUUGCCCGGCAACUGCAGGGCCUGGACAUAGGCAUUCUGGUGAACAAUGUAGGAAUGAACUACACAGGACACUUUGCACUGUUCCUCGAGGUUCCUGACUGUGAACAGAGAAUCACCCAGGUGGUAAACUGCAACGUCCUCUCUGUGACUCAGAUGACCAGACUGGUUCUUCCUCGCAUGGUUGAAAGGGGGCGUGGUCUGAUUAUCAACUUGUCGUCGGAGGCAGGUGCACGACCUCAGCCUCUGCUGGCGCUCUACUCCUCUACCAAGACGUUUGUGACGUAUUUCUCCAGAUGUCUGAAUUCAGAAUACCAGUCUCGAGGAGUCACUGUUCAGUGUGUGGCGCCCUUCAUGGUGUCCACCAACAUGACCCACAACAUACCCGUCAAUUUCCUGGUGAAGACGGCGUCUGAUUUUGCCAGAGAGGCUCUGAACACUGUGGGCCUCUCCUCCUUCACCAGCGGCUGUCUGUCCCAUGCUCUGCAGAAUAUAGCCCUCUCUGUUUUACUUCCUGAUUGGCUACGACUCUCUUCCUACUGCGUGAGCCGGCUGGAAAACAUUCCGGAUCCCAUGCUGACCAAUGAGAGGAGAGCAGGGAAGCAGGACUAGGAAGUCAUCGGGUCUGUGAAGAAGAGGAGCUUGGAGCUUCACAAAAGACAAACACGCUGUUUCUACUGUAUAUGCAUACAGUACAUAGAAAUAUUUACAUUUAGUCAUUUAGCAGACGCUCUUAUCCAGAGCGACUUACAGUAAGUACAGGGACAUUCCCCCCCGAGGCAAGUAGGGUGAAGUGCCUUGCCCAAGGACACAACGCCAUUUUUGCACGGCCGGGGAAUCGAACCAGCAACCUUCUGAUUACUAGCCUUGACUAGCUGAUUCCCUAACCGCUCAGCCACCUGACUCCCACCUGACUCCCAAAUACUGAGUUACUGUAUGUUAUGAGGUGGGUACAGUCCAGUGUUGGGGCAUCUGACUGAAGAUCAAGAGAUUACAGAUUCAAACGGUCCUCUGUGUGGUUCUGGAUGAGAGCGGAUGCUUGAAUACAAUAUUACGUUAUGACUCAUAACCAGGGUCUGGAGCAAGGGUUUAGUUUGUGUGUGUUGGUGUGUGUCAAUAUUCAAACAACAGCAAUGUUUGAGUAUUAUUAUUGUUAUGUUACGUUACUUCAACCCCUCAAUGUUCCCACCUAAUCUACACCCUGGGGCUGGGGUGAAGGAGAUUGCACUUUUUAAUGUUUCUGGUCGGACAGGUGUGUCUCGAUCUGUGUGAGAUCAGAGAUGUUUAUAAAUCCUGCCCUUCAGUUUGCUGAUGCUGCUCUCAGACAGUUAAACACUGUCUGAGGGUAGUCAGGUGGCUGAGCGGUGAGGGAAUCGGGCUAGUAAUCCGAAGGUUGCCAGUUUGAUUCCCGGUCAUGCCAACUGAUGUUGUGUCCUUGGGCAAGGCACUUCACCCUACUUGCCUCGGGGGAAUGUCCCUGUACUUACUGUAAGUCGCUCUGGAUAAGAGCGUCUACUAAAUGUAAUGUAAAUGUAAUGUCUAAACUCUUGUGGAUGUGGACCAUUUGUAGAGGCCAUCGACACAGCAUAGGAGAUUUCGUUAACAUUUAAAUAUCAACACAGAGAACAUUUUUAUCUUUUUUAUUAUAUUUAUAUCUCAUAAACACUCAAAUGUUUUUUUUCAAGUAUAUAUAUCACAGUGUAACACGUUAUAACGAAAAUGCAUUUGACAAAAGUGUCAUUAUCUUAUCGCAAUAAAACAACAUUUAUGUCA
Molecule: messenger RNA, 2263 nt
Organism: Osmerus eperlanus (European smelt)
Lineage: Eukaryota; Metazoa; Chordata; Actinopteri; Osmeriformes; Osmeridae
Gene: hsd20b2
Product: hydroxysteroid (20-beta) dehydrogenase 2
Exons: 11
Coding region: 131-1102 (323 amino acids)
Cellular component (GO): endoplasmic reticulum
Molecular function (GO): oxidoreductase activity
Source: RefSeq, a predicted model, not a curated record